Molecule: messenger RNA, 855 nt
Organism: Archocentrus centrarchus (flier cichlid)
Lineage: Eukaryota; Metazoa; Chordata; Actinopteri; Cichliformes; Cichlidae
Product: nuclear receptor coactivator 7-like
Exons: 6
Coding region: 39-728 (229 amino acids)
Biological process (GO): regulation of transcription by RNA polymerase II; response to oxidative stress
Cellular component (GO): nucleus
Source: RefSeq, a predicted model, not a curated record
ACAGCAGAGAGCUGCGCUUGACAGAGAAAUUAGGAGCUAUGAAGAUACUACCAGAAAAUAUUAAAGUGCUUUAUUUUGCCAGUGACUGUAUAGAGCCUUAUGUUGAGAUCAUCACAGUGAAAGAGUCAAAACGCUGCCAGAGUCUGUGCAGCUCAGAGGACUCUGAGCCAGAAGAGUCCAGGUACCACGAUGUUCUCCCUGAGCUCAGUGACCACAGUCAUCUGCUAGAUGAUCACCACCUAGAAAAACUUUCUGCUCACAUGCCAGCAAGGACCUAUGGUUAUCCAUGGCAGCUGGUCUACAGCACAGCCAUCCAUGGGAGCAGCCUGAAGACCCUGUACAGGAAUAUGGCAGAUCUGGACAGCCCUGUGCUGCUGGUGGUCAAAGACAUGCACAAGAAGGUGUUUGGGGCUUUUUCCUCUGAUCCAUUCAGAGUCAGUAAAUACUGCUACGGUACCGGAGAAACCUUCUUGUUCAGCUUCAAUCCCGACUUCCAUGUGUACAAGUGGAGUGGGGAGAACUCGUACUUUGUGAGUGGAAACUGGGAAUCUUUGCAGCUCGGUGGAGGAGGGAAUGGCUUUGCUCUGUGGCUGGAUGCUGAUCUGUACCGCGGUUCAAGCUUUUCCAGUCCUACUUUUCACAAUGCACCUCUCUCCACAAACGAGGACUUUAUUGUGCAAGACCUGGAGGUCUGGACUGUGCAGAACUGUGAACAUCUGAAAAGCUGAGUUAAAAACACAGCAGAACCUGCUGUUCUGUCUGGACUUCUCAAACAUCAAGGCUUGUGUGCAGUUUAGCCACUACUGUAUGUAUCCUGAUGGAGCAUCUGCUGUCAUCCCUGCGCCUGGGUUAGAU